Messenger RNA from Zalophus californianus (California sea lion), 2051 nucleotides. RefSeq names its product uroplakin 3B (gene UPK3B). The record is from RefSeq and is a predicted model, not a curated record. The coding region runs from base 156 to 1001 and encodes 281 amino acids. NCBI's taxonomy places the organism in Eukaryota, Metazoa, Chordata, Mammalia, Carnivora, Otariidae. The transcript is spliced from 6 exons.
UUACAUUUUCAGGUCUUUCCAGGCCUUGGCCAGCCUCGCAGCCUGACUAACCGGCUCCUCCAGGCUCAAGGCGCUGGGGGCGGGGGUGUGGCAGGAGGUAGCCAGAUCAGCCCCAGGCUGUGGAUGGGGAAGAAAGCUGAGCUCGGGCGGCCAUCAUGGGGCUCCCCCAGAGGCAGCCUGGCCCAUCGGUCCUGCUCCUCCUCGUGGGGGCGCUGAUCUGGCCCUCAUCUUGUGUGAGCCUGGAGCUGAUCCCCUACACGCCGCAGAUAACAGCCUGGGACCUGGAAGGAAAGGUCACAGCCACCACGUUCUCCCUGGAGCAGCCUCGCUGUGUCCUGGACGGGCAUGCUGGCAUUGCCAACACCAUCUGGCUGGUGGUGGCCUUCAGCAAUGCCUCCAGGGACUUCCAGAACCCGCAGACACGAGCUGAGAUCCCAGCCUUCCCACGGCUGCUCACUGAUGGCCACUAUAUGACACUGCCCCUCUCCCUGGACCAGCUGCCCUGUGAGGACCCCGAGGGUGGCAGCAGGGACGUCCCCCUGCUGCGGGUUGGCAGUGACCCCGGCUGCCUUGCUGACCUCCACCAGCCACCCUACUGCAACAGCCCCCUCCCGAGCCCUGGACCUUACAGAGUGAAGUUCCUCCUGAUGGAUGCCAGAGGCUCACCCCAGGCCGAGACCAGGUGGUCCGACCCCAUUGCUCUCCACCAAGGGAAGGCGCCAGCCUCCAUCGACACGUGGCCAGGGCGGCGCAGUGGUGACAUGAUCAUCAUCACCUCCAUCCUCUGCUCUCUGGCCGGCCUCCUGCUCUUGGCCUUCCUGGCAGCGUCCACCGCAUGCUUCUCCAGCCUGUGGUGGCCUGAGGAGGCCCCGGAGCAGCUGCGGAUUGGCUCCUUCAUGGGGAAGCGCUACAUGACCCACCACAUCCCACCCAGCGAGGCCCCCACCCUGCCCGUGGGCUGUGAGCCUGGCCUGGACCCCCUCCCCAGCCUCAGCCCCUAGGCUGGCCCACGUGGCUGGGGCAUGGCCGCAGGGAGUCGGGGGCAAGGACCUGGGGCUCAUUCCCAGCCUCUGCGCCUACAUGCCCCUUCCGCAUCGCACUUCCCCGCCCUGCCCACAGUCCCACUGAUAUAGGAAAGAUGUCAGGGUUCGUAGCCCACUGCCGACAAGGAACACUUGAGACGUCUUUGGUGCAAAAAGGUGGUUUUAUUAAAGCACGGGAGACAGGACCCGUGGGCAGAAAGAGCUGCUCUGGGGUGGCGAGGAGUGGCCCAUUAUAUAUAUACUUUCAAGUUAGGAGGGCAUUAGGGAUAGCAUAAGUUUCUAAGGAAUUUUGGAAGCAAGGUUUCCAGGAUCCUGAGGGGGCUAGCUAUUGUUAGGAAAAGGUCAUUUAUUACUGUUCAGUAAAAAGUGUCACGAGACCCUUCAGAUGUAUAUCGGUGCGUCAUAUGCUCGGAGGAUGACUGCCAACAUGUAUCUUGGGGGUUUCGAGAUAAAGGAAGUUUCCAAAGGAAUUUUUCUGCAUUAAGUAGACUUACAGGGUCCUGGGGGUCAAGCUAAGAUUGCCCUUUGCCCUUAGUAAAGUGUCAACAUCCCGGCAGCUGAGUCCCUAGAGGAAUGUCACUCUGCUUGUUUCAAGGACUUGUCAGUGGUUGUUAAGUAGUGAGGAAAUUUAAUAAUUUUUCUUCUGCCUUCGUUUCCCACAUCACCACCCCCAGCAGCCCUGACUUUGCCUUUCCUGUUCUGCCCUCCCCAGGGAGGGUCAGGGUCAGGCUAGUAUGCAGCUCCCACUUCCAUCCCCACCUCUGUUCUGCCUGGCCUCUCGCGGGAGAGGCUAGAGGUGAUGUGCAGAGGCCGCCCUGACCAGAAGCUUCCAGGCUCCAGGAGCAGGGAGCCUUGCUCUGCCCUGUGCAGGGGACUGGGCCGGGCCCAUCACAGUUUGUAUGGGGCCUGAGCCUCCCUCUGUCUCUCUGCCCCACCUUCCAGUGGCUGGGGACUUCAGAGACGGGCCCUUUCUGAGGGUGGCCAGAAGGUCAGAGUGUAGACGCACAU